Molecule: messenger RNA, 3319 nt
Organism: Centrocercus urophasianus (Greater sage-grouse)
Lineage: Eukaryota; Metazoa; Chordata; Aves; Galliformes; Phasianidae
Gene: VPS36
Product: vacuolar protein sorting 36 homolog
Exons: 14
Coding region: 87-1247 (386 amino acids)
Biological process (GO): protein transport to vacuole involved in ubiquitin-dependent protein catabolic process via the multivesicular body sorting pathway
Cellular component (GO): ESCRT II complex; late endosome membrane
Molecular function (GO): ubiquitin binding; phosphatidylinositol-3-phosphate binding
Source: RefSeq, a predicted model, not a curated record
GCCGUGCUCGCCCGGUGCCUGCCGGACGAGAGCGGCAGCUGCGGCCCGGUGUCUCCUGGGGAAGGGAGAGUUCCUCCCGGACCGCCAUGGAUCGGUUCUCCUGGACCAGCGGGCUGCUGGAGCUGGGAGAGACGCUGGUGCUCCAGCAGCGCGGCGUGCGUCUCUACGACGGGGAGGAGAAGGUGAAAUUUGAUAGUGGAGUACUACUGCUUAGCACGCACAGAUUAAUAUGGAGGGAUCAGAAGAAUCAUGAAUGCUGCAUUGCUAUACCUCUGUCUCAAGUCGUCUUUAUUGAAGAGCAAGCAGCUGGGAUAGGAAAAAGUGCCAAAAUAGUUGCUCAUCUUCAUCCUGCUUCUCCAAACAAAGAGCCUGGCCCAUUCCAAAGCAGCAAAUACUCCUACAUAAAACUUUCUUUCAAAGAGCAUGGACAAAUCGAGUUCUUUCGACGAUUCUCAGAAGAAAUUACACAGAGGAGAUGGGAGAACAUGCCUGCUGGACAGACCAUUCAGGUUAACAAGGAUCCACAGGCAGGAAGAGUGAGAGCUGUAGGAAUUGUAGGGAUCGAAAGGAAACUAGAGGCAAAAAGAAAAGAGACUGACAAAAACAUUUCCGAGGCUUUUGAGGACCUUAGUAAGCUAAUGGAGAAGGCUAAGGAAAUGGUGGAGCUAUCCAAGUCAAUUGCUAAUAAGAUUAAAGAAAAACAAGGUGACAUCACGGAGGAUGAGACUAUUAGGUUCAAAUCAUAUCUGCUGAGUAUGGGCAUAGCCAAUCCAGUUACUAGGGAAACACACGGAUCUGGUACUCAUUACCACAUGCAGCUGGCAAAGCAGCUAGCUGGAAUGCUGCAGACACCAUUAGAGGAGAGAGGAGGAAUCAUGUCACUUACAGAAGUGUACUGUCUGGUAAACCGUGCACGAGGAUUGGAGUUGCUCUCACCAGAAGAUUUAGUAAAUGCUUGUAAGAUGCUGGAGCCACUGAAAUUGCCGCUACGGCUUCAAAUAUUUGACAGCGGUGUGAUGGUGAUUGAGCUCCAGUCUCACAAUGAAGAGGAAAUGGUUGCUUCUGCUUUAGAGACAGUAUCUGAAAAGGGCUCUCUCACAGCUGAUGAGUUUGCGAAGCUGGUGGGAAUGUCUGUUCUCUUAGCCAAAGAAAGGCUGCUUCUUGCUGAAAAGAUGGGCCAUCUUUGCAGAGACGAUUCGGUGGAAGGCUUGAGAUUCUACCCAAAUUUAUUUUUAACACAAAGCUAAUGUAGUUUGUGUGCAUUUGCUAUGUAACAGUUGAACUUGAGAGCAGAGAGCGGAACCUUUUUAACAACAGACAUUGACAUUUUUUACUUUGUGUCAACUCUAACAGUGAUGAACAUUGCAACACUUUACAGUUCUCAGGUAUUUCGAGUGCUGAAUCAUCUUGUGUGGAACCAAAAGGAAAUAAGAAUCACCAGGUCAGAAACAUGUUAAUUGUCUUAAGCUGGCUAUCUCACAUUUCAAGUUCCAUUUGAUGUGCUUUGUAACUUCUCAUUUCAAGAGGAGUGAGAUGCAGAUUGCACAUGAGUGAAAAUGGAGAGACUACCCUUACAGCCUGCCAUGAGAGUCAGCACCCAGAACACAGGUUAUUGCAUACUCCAAUUUCAGUUAAUUUGUGUCUGGAGCGACAAAGCAGACAGAUGCAUCCGUUGCAUAAGAAUAGAGACUCUGGUGUGUAAGGAUUGAAACAGUGCAGAAUAAUUUGCAGAAUAACCCUGUCUCCCUGAGGUGAUGAAGUUUUUAAAGAAUAUUCUUGGUUUCUUUGAGACGUAAAGAAUCUGCUGCAGGAGAAAUUAACAUGUGUUAUGUGAAUCUAGAAAGCAGAUUGUUCAUUUUGUCAUUUUGUCAUGUCUUAUGCUACUAUCUCAGAUAGAAGCAUUGUUAGUAUGGACUUCCUCCCUUCUCUUUCUUUGCCAUCUCCCUUCCUGUCUCAUUGUGUUGCACUUUGGUGCACGUUCUCUGUCCUCUCUUUAUACAGCACAGUGUGCAAUAGCCUCCUGUCACUCCACCAGACUCAUUUCUUUUUGUUUGUUUGUUUUUCAUUUUGUACUUCUAAUGAAAGAUCAGCAGUUAGCUUCAUCAGCCCAUUGCCUGUUUUGGAGAGACAGUGCAUUUCUUUAUGUCUCGUACACCAAAAUUAAUGUGCUUUCAAUAUCAAAGGGGAGAAGAAGGCUAUCAACCUAUGUCUGAUAGUCACAAGGUGUCUUUUUGUUUGGUAUUCCUCUCCCUGUUUUCAGACUGGAUGCAAUUUGAUAGCCUCAGCUUUUGUAACUCCAGUGGAGUUGUUACGGUACUUGGAAAUGUGUUGUGGUGGUAAUAGCAGUAAGUGGAUGUUUAUGAUCCACAUCACUUACAUUGUCAGCUUUCUGAAUGGGCUGGUUUCAGUAGAUAAAAAAAAUCGUUCAAGUUAUGGGCAAAGACAAUAAGUAUGCAACUGUGUUAUAACUGGGGCAGUGGAAUUGGCAUUAAGCAAAGGAGAGAGGUUUUUUUUAACAGCCUGAAAAUAUUUUCAGAACUAUUUCAGUGUUACCACAGCUUAGACAUGUUUAAGAACCUGCCAAUAAUGAGCUCAAUGUGGACAUCCUUAUACUAAUAAUGCUUUUGAUUUGCCAGAUGCUCAUUUAGAUCCAGAGAACUGUGUCCUCUUUGUCACGAGUAAAGUUGUGUGCAGUGCUUUCCUUACAGCAGGUUUCCUCUGUGUUUCAUGAAGGUGCUAAAAAUAAUGGAUUUGACACAGCUGAAAGAAAAUGGUUCCACCCUGUUCUUAUUCUGUUAACCAGCUAAUAUCAUCUCUUCAGGAGCCUUAUGGCCUGCUGCUUUUCUUCAUUUUCCCCACAACACACAGAAGAGAUCUGUGUGGGUAUCUCAGGCAGUGUGCGUCUAAGGGAAGACUGGAAAUUGAGAAAUACAGAAGCAGAAAGCUGCUGUUUCUCUUGCUUGGUACUCACACCUGCCCCAGAGAAACCAGGAGUUUAUGGGCCCAAACCUCUCCCACAGGGGGGAUAUGCUCUGUCAGAAAGCACAAAAUCAGAAAGGAAGUGCCGAGAGUAAACUCCUAGUCUCCAUUACUCCAACCCAGAGCAUUUAAUUAUCUUAAUCGAGUAAUAACAGUAGGUUGUAUUUAGAAUGAUGGUAUCUUCUUGAGAUUUUCUUUCCCAGUAUUUUCCUUGAAAUAUUUUAUUUUGGUAGGGAAGAAAUCUAGAAGCUAAAUUGUAUAUAGCUGGUUUAGAGUUGAAAUACACAAAAGAAAAUGACCACUGAAAUUAGUAACAAUUAAAAGAUUUUUCUUAAGUAGA